Molecule: messenger RNA, 1143 nt
Organism: Triticum turgidum subsp. durum (durum wheat)
Lineage: Eukaryota; Viridiplantae; Streptophyta; Magnoliopsida; Poales; Poaceae
Source: the annotation of a GenBank genome assembly
AUGCAGUCCGCCGACGAGCCCGUGUCCGGUCCGGCCGUGAGCAGUACGGCGGCAACACGACCGCGAGAGGCCGCAGCGGAGGACGGCAGCAAGAGCCCGGUGUCGCCGUCGAUGGAGGACGAGCGGCAGAUCCCCGUGGACCCGGUCUCGUUGCGGCACCUGGGCAUGGUGGCCGACCCGGACUCGCCCCUCUCCGCGCCGUCCGUGCUCACGGAGGUGGUCGCGCAGUCGUCCCCGCUCCUGCCGCCGCUACGCCGGCCCACGUUCGUCGGCGCCAGCCUGCCUUGCUCCGCGACCUCCUCCCCCGUCCACAGCGCCACGGCCAAGCGGGACGAGCCCGCCGCGCCCAGCCUCGACACGGUCAUGGCCCUGCGCUCCCUCGCGCGGCAGCACUCCGCCGCGCUCGCCAGCUAUGCCGCCUCGCCGUCCGCGGCUCCCACCACGCUCUCGAGGAGCGCGUCCCGCGCCGAGGGGAGGUCGAUGGCGCCGCACGACGACGAGGUCCCCAACGUCGAGGCCGCCGACGAGGCCGAGCAAAGCUUCACGUGCGGCGUGCUGUGCAUGUUCAUCCCCGGCUUCGCCAAGAAGAAGCCGGGAUCACCGUCCGCGGCGGCCGUCGUGUCGAGCAUACAGAGGCAGCAUUCGGGGGCGAGGCGGCGGAGCAGCGUGUCGCGGAUGGCGGAGCUGGAGAGGUUCGAGUGCGGGUCGUGGAGCCCGCCGCCGCCGCCGCAUCCGGUGAGGGUCGUGCCGGCGCACGUCGACAUGGACUUCGCGAUGGAGGUGCCCAAGAUCAGCUGCGCGGACGACGCGGACCUGCCGGUCAAGAUGGCGUUCGUGUUCGAGGGCGAGGCGAGGGGGGUCCUGAAGAAGUCGGCAUCGGAGUCGCGCCGGCAGGAGCCAGCUACUCCCACCAAGACGGCGUGCGUGUUCGACGGCGAGCCGAGGGGGAUCCUGAAGAAGUCGGCGUCGGCGUCCCAGCGGCAGGACUCGGCCCCCAGGACGUCGUCCGCGUCGCAGCGGCACGUAAGGUUCUCGACGGCCGCGGCGCCUCCGGCGUCGUGCCCGACGUCGCCGUGCAUCACGCCGCGGCUGGCGAUGGCCAGGGCCGAGUUUAACGCCUUCUUGGAGGCGCAGAGCGCGUAG